Messenger RNA from Conger conger (European conger), 5641 nucleotides. Its product is annotated as atrial natriuretic peptide receptor 1-like. Gene Ontology annotation, molecular function: protein kinase activity; guanylate cyclase activity; ATP binding. NCBI's taxonomy places the organism in Eukaryota, Metazoa, Chordata, Actinopteri, Anguilliformes, Congridae. The record is from RefSeq and is a predicted model, not a curated record. The transcript has 24 exons. Gene Ontology annotation, biological process: intracellular signal transduction; receptor guanylyl cyclase signaling pathway; cGMP biosynthetic process. The coding region runs from base 2679 to 5249 and encodes 856 amino acids.
UUUCUUGAGUAACUUGUGGAGCAAGGAUAAGAAGCAAAAAGACCUAUCCAAGAAUGUGCACAUGUGCAAAUCUCUAGAUCAGACAUGGAUUAAAAGGGGAACUGGCUACCGUGCGCUCCAACGAGCAGAUGCUGUGGGCUGCAACGUUAAAGGAGCACAUGUGCAUGUUUCAUCUUCAAUGCCUUUCGGAGGACGUAGCUACUUAUCUAUGCUAUUUAACGUUAGCUGGCCAGAUUCAGAAGACUUUCAAGGAAGCUAACCUCAAUUCGUAAUCGUGUUGACCUACAAAGUUAAGAAGAAUCUGCAAAAUGAAUGUGUAUGGCUCGUCAGCGACUGAAAUGCUGUUAACUAGCCACCGGGCUAAUAAUACAUUUUUAACUCGUUUAACCACAUAUUACGACACUGAAGAACUCAGGUCCACCCACACAUCCCUUCCGUGUUCAGUUGUUUCUUAACAGGUGGGGCUGUGGUUAUUAACGGGAGUUUCCGGGGCAUUAUUAGGACGAGGCCGACAGAGAUACUUCCAGUGUUAAGAAUGCCAAAGUCGUAUUCUGGAUGAUGUGUAGUAGUAGCAGCUAAUGUUAAUAUCUUAUUUGUGGCGUAAGACAUCUUCCCACGACUGAGCCUAUCUAUCGAACGUUAGCUAACGUUAGCUAUAUAAAUAACGUCCAUUAUUACUUGCUAAAUUAGCUAGCUUUAUAUCGCUACGCUAGCUAUUAUACCUGUAGCAAAGUAGUGUAACUGUUAAGGUAGCUAUCAAGUUAGCGAGCUACAUCGAGACAAAUACUGAUUAAACAAUGAAUUUACCUGCUCCCUUGGAUGAUCUACUUAAGUAAAAAUUAACAAAUCCCCCAUAUUCCCCCAGUCUCGAAAUAUCCUUCCCAUCUUCUCUCUUCCGACCAUUUCCAUUAGCACAAGGUUAUCGCGCUAGCAGCAUAACCUGAGAAAGGAGUCAAUAGGCGGAGUCUUUCCCUCUUGGAAAAUAGAAAAUAAGGCGCACUGAUUUCUGAUUUGCUGGGAUUGGAGUAAGCCAAUAGAUGAUGAGUUUGUAUGAGUGAGGGUCAAGUCAGAAAAAACGUUGGAGGUUAAUGAAUAUGAUAUUUUCAGUGAUUAGCUAUCUACAAUGGGUUAAUUUGGGGAUUGAAAUGUGUUUAUGAGGCAUUAUAUUAUGUUUGGAAUAAUCCACGACUAGGUGGUCAUUACACGGUUUUAACAACUUUAAGCCGUUAAGGUGGUUACUGUUUCAGCAUGUUGCUAUGGUUACAUAUGUUGCAGGGAUCGAACCAUCCACAUCUAAGUUCACGUGCCCCACCUGUAGCAGAGGGUGUGGUUCUCACAUCUCAGUUCACAUGCCUCACCUGCUGCAGAGGGUGUGGUUCUCACAUCUCAGUUCACAUGCCUCACCUGCUGCAGAGGGUGUGGUUCUCACAUCUCAGUUCACAUGCCUCACCUGCAGCAGAUGGUGUGGUUCUCACAUCUCAGUUCCCUCACCCCACCUGCAGCAGAGUGUGUGGCUCUCACAUCGUUCUUCACAGCCACAUGAAGUGGUACCAGCACAGACCUCUCCGCCCCCAACACCUCUUCCCCGUGGAGUAGACGUCAUCAUCGACUUACGAUUGGCAGCCAGGGUGUAUGUAUGUGUGUAUGCAUGUAUGGACACUACUACACAAAUGUUUGGAAUCACUGUGAAAUAAAAAUGUAACUUUUAUUAAAAAUAAAACAUAAAGACAUUUUUUUUUAAAAAUAGUGCAUAACAUACUCAAGUGUGCUCUCCCCACUGAAAAAAAGUUUUACCCGAUUAAAGAAUUGCUCUGCAGAUUGAAUUUUUAUGCGAUUUCUACAGUUGAUGCAGAAAUACCAAUUACCCAACAGAGGAUUUUAGAAAAUAAAUAAUUGCAGCUAAGACAUUUCACAAGAGUUAACCAUAAGGGACAAUGCUAUUUACCAAAGAUGGCACUCAUCUAACAGCUCCUUCAUAAUGGUCAACCAAUGUUAAGUACUAUCUUUGGAGUUUAUUAAAAUGUUUGUCUUGUCUGUAAAUUCCCGAAUGAGAGAAAUCUAGGCUCCGGUGGGAGAAGGACUUUGGUGUAGAGAUCGACCCUAAACUGUGGAGUGAUUUAAAUAUAAAUUGUGACACUUGUAGAUUAAACUCAAGAUAGGCCUACAUGUUAAUUCAACUCACUACAUCAGCUUUAUCUCACACGAAACUGCAUGAGUUCAUCCCUUUGCUUCAGAUGUGGACAACGCGAGAACAGCUGUUUCUGUAAAUUGGUGAAAAUAUUUGUAGGCCUAAUUACAUGUAGCCUAAAUAACAUGAAAAACAGCUCUUUUGAUCUCAAAAUCCCAAAUCCAAAUGCAGUAUAUAUUUAUUUUAUUUUAUUGUAGGACAUUGAACUAAAAUAUUAAAUAAAUCAGCACACACACACACACGCACGCACGCACACACAAUACAAGCAGGCUGGGCUUGAGAUGCUUCGGUGGCUCUUGUUUGUAAAUUAAGUGUGUGUCAUUCAGCGAGAAGAUACAUCAUCCAUUCUCAGCUCUUCAUUCUCGCGUUUUUGAUGCGGCGCAUGCCCCGGGUGAUUCUGUCUUUCCAGGUUGUGGCUAUUUGCUUGCAGACUGUGGGCACCGAAUAAUCGUAGGCUAGUCUCAGGUUGUUUUCGAAGUUUCUACUGAACAUGCGUUUCUGGAGAAGUUAUGAACUGCCUGCUUUGAUUAUUUUUUUUAGCACAACAACAGGAUGGCAUGAUUUAGACAACAGCGAAUACGACUGCUGGCCGUUAGAAAAUCCGGACGAACACAAUAUGGUAGAGUGUGGAGGUCUGGAGAUGGCUUGGUUGCAGCGGCCUCCAGAAAAGGUUAUCAGUGGGGAGAUAUUCAGUGUCACUUAUACUGUUACUGUCUCUGAAGACUUCUACCAGUGGGCUGUGGACAACAUGAUCUUCACUCACAGCUCGAUCAACGAUGCUCAGGCUGCCAAACACUUCUGCGAGGAACACGAGUGCCCUUCAAACUGGAAGGACGCCAAUGGGGAGAACUGCUGCAUUCACCACGCCAACAUCCACUCCUGCCCCAUGGGCUAUAUGGUGAAGGAGAGAAUCUGCGGCCCCUGGAUCCCUGACGAUGGCAGGAUUUUUACCCACACCAUCUCCACGGCAGGCAAGAUGACUCAAACCAACUGGACUGCCAAGGUGGUUCUCUUCCAUCUGGGGGUCACCUCGCUCAUCGCACACAUCCGAGUGGGAAACAUGCAGGUUGCUUUGGAAGCCACAAGCACAGUGUUGCCAGCCAUAGUGUGUGGAGAUGCGGUGUGUGACGAGGACGAGACGUGCGCCACGUGUCCUGCUGACUGCGGCGAGUGUCCCAUGACUGCCGGUGUAAAAACAGCCAUCGGUCUGCCUGUUAUUGUUGUCUUCAUCAGCUUCACAUUCAUAGCCGUGUGGUUUCGGUAUCAGAAGCAGAAGAUGUUUUGGGAUGAAAGCUGGGUCAUUGACUUCAGUGAAAUAAAACAAGACCAACUGGCAAGAACUACCAUGGGCAGCAUAAUGAGCGUCCCCAAUGCCAACAGUGAUUCCAAUGCCAGCUGUGUCACUGCCCUCAGCUCCUGCACCGGGGGCCCCAACGCCCCCCGUAAGCAGCUCUUCACCCACACCGGCAUCUACGAUGGUCGCACUGUUGCCAUCAAGAGAAUUCAAACUAAGACCUUUUCCCUCACUAAGACAAUCCGAAGGGAAGUAAAGCAAAUAAGAGAGCUGGACCAUCCCAACCUGUGUAAGUUUUUCGGAGGGUGUGUUGAGGUGCCAAACGUGGCCAUCGUCACAGAGUACUGCCCCAAAGGCAGUCUGAAUGAUGUCCUUCUCAACGAGGAGAUCCCUCUCAACUGGGGCUUCAGAUUCUCCUUUGCCACUGACAUUGCUCGAGGGAUGUCCUACCUUCAUCACCACAGGAUUUGUCACGGGAGGCUCAAAUCGCCUAACUGUGUCAUUGACGAUCGCUGGGUCUGUAAGAUCACAGACUUCUGCCUGCCGACAUACAGAAUUGAGGACUUGGCAGAAGGGCCAAACACGUACCAGCAGAGGCUUAGGGAAGUGUACAUGCCCCCAGAGGCACAGACCUCCAGCCUGGAGCCUACACUGCAGUGGGAUGUCUUCAGUUAUUCAAUUAUAUUACUGGAAAUAGCCACUAGAAGCGACCCAGUCCCAGUAGAGGAUAGUGCCCUUGAGUGUGCCUGGUGCCCUCCUCUACCAGAACUCAUCUCUGGCAAGGCAGACAACACAUGCCCCUGUCCCACAGAGUAUGCAGAGCUUAUCAGAAGGUGCAGGUCUCACAACCCUGUCCACCGGCCCACCUUUGAGCAGAUCAAGAAGUUUGUCCACAGAAUCAACCCCCACAAAGUCAGCCCCGUUGACAUGAUGAUGAGCCUGAUGGAGAAGUACAGCAAGCAUUUGGAGGUUCUGGUUGCAGAGAGGACACAGGAUCUGAUGCAUGAGAAACAGAAGACUGACCGCCUCUUAUACAGUAUGCUGCCAAGGCAAGUUGCUGAUGAUCUCAGACAAGGAAAGGCUUCAGAAGCCCAAAGCUAUGUAAGCGCUACAGUAUUUUUCAGCGAUAUUGUGGGUUUCACUCAACUGUCUAGUACUAGCACACCAUAUCAAGUGGUGGAUUUUUUAAACAAACUCUACACAACCUUUGAUGAAAUUAUUGACAAUCAUGAUGUGUACAAAGUGGAGACUAUUGGAGAUGCAUACAUGGUCGUUUCCGGUGUUCCAAAGGAGAAUGGAAUUCUUCAUGCCUCUGAAAUUUCCAGCAUGGCCCUGGAUCUGGUUGCCGUCUGCAAGACCUUCAGAAUUCCCCACAAACCCAACACUCUGCUUCAGAUCAGAGCUGGCAUCCAUUCAGGUCCCGUUGUUGCUGGUGUGGUUGGGACAAAAAUGCCCAGAUAUUGUCUCUUUGGUGAUACAGUCAACACAGCUUCUAGGAUGGAGUCUACCAGUGAAGCUCUGAAGAUUCAGUGCAGCUCCAGUGCCUUCUACCUUCUGGAAGAGAUUGGGGGCUAUGUGUUACAGUGUCGAGGGAUGAUGCAGGUUAAGGGCAAGGGCGACAUGGUCACCUACUGGUUAGAAGGCAAACAUGCUACGCCUGCCAUUAAGGAGUGCACUAAAAAACCUCCAUUUAUGCUGGAAAAUGAGGAGUCAUACACAUCUAUCCCUGGGGUCCUGGGUAACGACCUACUUGUAGAUCCACUGUGACUGAGUAAUAGACAGGGCUAUUGAAACUGGGCUUUCAUUCAUGAUGCAUUUUCUCUUUUUAAAAAAUACUAAUGUUAAACAUUUUAACACCAGAAAUUAUUCUCACAUUGUCGCAUUAAUUCAUAUCAUUAAUGUCAAGUACUGUAACAUAUCUGUGAUAGCUGUAAAGACUAUUCUGUGUCUGCAGUCCAUUUUGAGACCUAACCAUUUUUUUGUUGUUUUUUUUCUUUGCCUUGAAUUGGUAGAUUACUGCUGGUUUCUCCAGCUUUAUCUUGGCAUUUUCUUGAGUAAAUCGCUUUUACUGUGCUACUAACCAUGAGAACCGAAAAGGUCUGUAUGAAUCUGUGGUUAUUUCUUUCUUUUUGACAUAUAAAAUUGUAUAUUUAUCAUGC